Molecule: messenger RNA, 1545 nt
Organism: Otolemur garnettii (small-eared galago)
Lineage: Eukaryota; Metazoa; Chordata; Mammalia; Primates; Galagidae
Gene: EIF2B2
Product: eukaryotic translation initiation factor 2B subunit beta
Exons: 8
Coding region: 93-1148 (351 amino acids)
Biological process (GO): translational initiation
Cellular component (GO): eukaryotic translation initiation factor 2B complex
Molecular function (GO): guanyl-nucleotide exchange factor activity; translation initiation factor activity
Source: RefSeq, a predicted model, not a curated record
UCAGAGCGGAAGCCGACCUCGCUCGCCCCGGAAGUGCAAAGUCUACUCCUCGGCAGGUGUAAGUUCCGCCGGUGAAGGCGGCUGCCUUCAAGAUGCCGGGAGCCGCAGCAAAGGGGUCAGAGUUGUCCGAGAGGAUCGAGAGUUUCGUGGAGACCCUGAAGCGGGGCGGCGGGCAGCGAAGCUCUGAGGACAUGGCUCGGGAGACUUUGGGGCUGCUGCGCCGAAUCAUCACGGACCACCGCUGGAGCAACGCGGGGGAGCUAAUGGAGCUGAUCCGUAGAGAGGGCAGGAGGAUGACGGCCGCGCAGCCUUCCGAGACCACCGUAGGCAACAUGGUGCGGAGAGUUCUUAAGAUCAUCCGGGAGGAGUAUGGCAGACUCCACGGCCGCAAUGACGAGAGUGAUCAGCAGGAGUCCCUGCAUAAGCUCUUGACAUCUGGAGGCCUGAAUGAGGAUUUCAGUUUCCAUUAUGCCCAACUUCAGUCCAAUAUCAUUGAAGCGAUUAAUGAGCUGCUAGUGGAGCUGGAAGGGACAACUGAGAACAUUGCAGCCCAGGCCCUGGAACACAUCCACUCCAAUGAGGUGAUCAUGACCAUUGGCUUCUCCCGAACAGUAGAGGCCUUCCUCAAAGAAGCUGCCCGAAAGAGGAAAUUCCAUGUCAUUGUGGCAGAGUGUGCUCCUUUCUGCCAGGGUCAUGAAAUGGCUGUGAAUUUGGCCAAAGCAGGUAUUGAGACGACUGUCAUGACUGAUGCUGCCAUUUUUGCUGUUAUGUCAAGAGUCAACAAGGUGAUCAUUGGCACAAAGACCAUCCUGGCUAAUGGUGCCCUGAGAGCGGUGACAGGAACUCACACUCUGGCACUGGCAGCAAAGCACCAUUCCACCCCACUCAUCGUCUGCGCACCUAUGUUCAAACUCUCUCCACAGUUCCCCAAUGAAGAAGAUUCAUUUCAUAAGUUUGUGGCUCCUGAAGAAGUCCUGCCUUUCACAGAAGGGGACAUUCUGGGAAAGGUCAGCGUUCAUUGCCCUGUGUUUGACUACGUCCCCCCAGAGCUCAUUACCCUCUUUAUCUCCAACAUUGGUGGGAAUGCACCGUCCUACGUCUAUCGCCUGAUGAGUGAACUCUACCACCCUGAUGAUCAUGUCCUAUGACCACCACCUGUCCUAAGCAGAGUCACUUGGGCAGACCCAGAAUGGAGAGAUUUCAGUGCUGCUGCUGAAACACGUCCUCCUUGCAGUGGGGAAGUGAACAGAACUCAACCUGGAAAAAGCCUUGCUACUGUCGCCUGCCUUUUUAGUCAUCCCACAACAAGGCACACAUCCAGGACUGAUUCUUGCCUUUUAGGCCUUAACAGAGUAGCAGGGCUUCACUUACUGAUUUUGGAGUCUCUUAGUGACUGCAGCUGCGUCUGUUUCAGGAACUUAAACUUUAUGGUUCAGUGGUGUGUUAAACUUAACACGGAAUACCUUGCUGGGAUACAGAUUUUUGCUCAGAAAUGCCUACCACACCUCUUCCUAGGCUGUGCCAAUAAAAGCUACUUGAAGGUUC